Molecule: messenger RNA, 649 nt
Organism: Neltuma alba
Lineage: Eukaryota; Viridiplantae; Streptophyta; Magnoliopsida; Fabales; Fabaceae
Product: 60S ribosomal protein L30-like
Exons: 5
Coding region: 91-447 (118 amino acids)
Molecular function (GO): RNA binding
Source: RefSeq, a predicted model, not a curated record
UUGGCCCUUAUAUAUAUAACCCUCGGCGGGCUGAACCCUAGGGUUUCUUCUGUGAAAGGAAAAGGAUCAGCAUCAACUUAGCCCUUCACCAUGGUGGCGGCCAAGAAAACCAAGAAGACCCAUGAGAGUAUCAAUAACAGGCUCGCUCUCGUGAUGAAGAGCGGAAAAUAUACCCUGGGUUAUAAAACGGUUCUGAAGUCCCUUAGGAGUUCUAAAGGGAAGUUGAUUAUUAUUGCCAACAACUGCCCGCCUUUGAGGAAGUCAGAAAUAGAAUACUAUGCUAUGUGGCGAAGGUUGGAGGCGAAGGACAUAUGUGAGUGGAUUUCUCUCGUAACAGAUAAUGUUGACUUGGGCACUGCUUGCGGCAAGUAUUUCAGAGUGUGCUGUCUAAGCAUCGUCGACCCUGGUGAUUCUGAUAUCAUUAAGACAAUGCCUGGCGAUCAGUAGAAUAGUAUUAAGCCCAUUUUGUCCUCUCACAAAACUUAUUGUUUUAUUUUCUCAAUUUUCCGUUGAUUUGGACAUUAUUAUAGAAAUUCAUGAUGUGGUCUUGGACCAUUUGAGGUGUACGUUUCCUUCGGUAGCAGGAUUGUAGCACAUUGAGCUUUGAUGAAAUGAUAAUGGAAGUUUAUCUUACGAAAUUUUCGUUGAA